Brassica napus (rape) is the source of this 1220-nucleotide messenger RNA. Its product is annotated as histone acetyltransferase MCC1. Lineage: Eukaryota; Viridiplantae; Streptophyta; Magnoliopsida; Brassicales; Brassicaceae. The coding region runs from base 300 to 1073 and encodes 257 amino acids. The transcript has 5 exons. Gene Ontology annotation, biological process: N-terminal peptidyl-methionine acetylation. Gene Ontology annotation, cellular component: Golgi membrane. Gene Ontology annotation, molecular function: histone acetyltransferase activity; protein-N-terminal amino-acid acetyltransferase activity. The record is from RefSeq and is a predicted model, not a curated record.
GAAUCAAAGAUGGCUUCGCUACCCAAGCAAGUACGUUUCUUAAUCUUUCCUCUUCGUCUCCAAAAGUCGUUUCUUUAGAUUCAAUUCACCCGCGAGAAAUCUUUGCAGAUCAACAAACCCAUCUUCGGAUUCGGACACUCAAACCCACCCGGAUCCGAUUCUGAGACCGAUCUGAUCCCGUGAUCUUUUUUCAUUUUGGGGUUCUGAUGAUCAUAUAAGUAUUAGAAAUCUAGAGUUUCAGGUUUAGUUAUUGCGAUUAAACGUCGCGCUUCCCGCGUGGGUUCGUGGAGAAUUCGCCAAUGGAGGAACCCAAAAUCUCUACUCGUCCAAGUAUCUGCUUCAGGCCGAUAAACCCUUCUGAUUUAGAACGUCUGGAGCAAAUCCAUCGCGACAUAUUCCCAAUCAGGUAUGAGUCUGAGUUUUUUCAGAAUGUUGUCAACGGUGGUGAUAUCCUCUCUUGGGCUGCUGUUGAUCGGAGCCGCCCUGAUGGUCUUUCUGAUGAACUUAUUGGGUUUGUUACUGCUAAGAUCGGGCCUGCUAAAGAAACCGAAAUAUCAGAUUUAAUAAGAUAUGACUCGUGUAAGGGAGAAGAGACAUUGGUGUACAUCCUAACGCUUGGAGUUGUAGAAAGCUACAGAAAACGUGGAAUAGCUAAGUUGCUUAUUAAGGAGGUCAUCAAAUAUGCGUGUAGCAUCCCUGCGUGCCGUGGUGUUUACCUUCAUGUAAUUGCACACAACAGUCCCGCAAUCAGAUUGUACAAAAGAAUGUCUUUCAGAUGUGUAAGAAGGUUACACGGAUUCUACAUAAUCAACGGCCAGCAUUUCGAUUCUUUCUUGUUCGUCUACUUUAUCAACGGUUCUCGCUCUCCUUGCUCACCUUUUGAUCUUGUGGUGUUUAUUCUAAAUUAUAUGAGAAGUGGAAUCAAAUCAGUCGCAUCAAGGCUAACAAUGAAGCACGAAGAGAAAGGCUUGAAAUGGCUUAAAUGCAAAGAUAUGACGCGGUGUCUCUUGCCCACUCAGAACAAGCGAAACCUUGCAUCCGAAAGAGCAUCAUCUGGCUAUGAUUACGUUUAGUGUUUAGUAUGUGACUCAUAGAGUUUGUAAACUCAAUUCGUUUCAGUGUCUUCAUUAACCUCUGGUUAUAUUAUCCAAUUGUGGUAUCAGGUAUGUAAUAAAAAUGUAAAUAUUGUGUGAUAAAAAGAAAAAAAAAACACUUCUAUU